GCCGUCGUCGAGCGUGCGUCGUGACGGGAAGUUUCGAUUUUCGCUGGUGCACAUGACGUCCGUGGUCCAUCGGGCGGACACUAUCGGGUUGCUACCGGCGGGAGGUCACCAACGGCCUUCUGGUGUUACCGUUCGCGCGUACACGGCCGGGGGUCCCGCUUUGGGUGCAACAGACGUCGGAGCGGCGGGGUUCUCCUUCUGCACUUCGUCGGGCGUCGUGUCCAACGGUCGAAUAUUUCGAAAUGUGUUUUAUGUGCGGGGUGUGAUGUUGUCGCCGGCCGCCCCGUUUGUUGCCAUUCGCGUGCGCGCUCAUCUUCCACUGCACGAACAGCCGCUACCGCCGGAUCCGGAGGACGCCUGGGUUGAGGAUCUGUCGCACACACUUCCUCUGGGGAGUGGAUCUACGCAGGAGUGGACGAGCAGGCAGUGCCAACAGAGGGAAGCAGGGACCACGCGCGAGUCGUUCACCGCAUUGCUGGAGGAGGGUGUCGACAACGCCGCCACAGAGCUUGUGGACUUGGAUUUCGAAUUGUGCAGCGGGAGUGGUGCAAGUGGUCCGAUCCACAGCGGAGGGGUGGUGGGAUCGCCAAUGUUGGGAGGAGGAUCGUCGCGUGUCGGUGGACCGACGAAUGGGUGUCAUCCACCGGUCCCGAGUUCCAUGGACGCCGGGCCACUUGGCGAGUCGUCAAGGGCAGUGACACCCAUCCGCCCGUCGGUGUCUUCGCCUACAAUGCGGCAGAGGGCGACCGCAAGUGCUGCAAUCAAUGAUGGGACUCCACCGGAAGACAUCGGGAGGCAGGCGUGGGAGAACUGCCGCCUACAGAUGCGGCGUGCUGCCACGGAGAACAUAACCACCGGUGUGUCCAGGCUUCGUGUGGGGAGCGACGUGGAUGCGGACGACAGCCGUCGGGCGAGUGGGGACGAGUCUCCGGAUUCCCGUUAUGAAGAGGAUGCGGAAGACGGUGAGGGGCUGGAGAUCCGACCCGUGGCUGCGCGUGGUGGACGGAGGGGAGGACGCGGACGUCAGCAGAGGGGCGAGUCGCGUGGUGGCCGAGGAUCGAGGACUCCUGUGGGCGACAAGGGUGGCAAGCACCCAGCUUGGAGUGUGGAGGAGAUGCUGAAGCUCGCUCGAGCGAAGCGGGAUCAGCAAGCUCAUUUCGAGGGAAUGCCACACAACUACGGCCGCAUGCGCAACAGGGAGUGGAAGCUGCUGGACCUACAGAAGCGGCUGGCGGAGGUCGGAGUGGACAGGACAACGGACGACAUAGGGAAGAAGUGGGACAACGUCUUCCAGCAGUACAAGAAGGUGCAGCGUUACCAGAACAUGUCCGGCGGGAAGAACUUCUUCACAUUAACUCCUGCAACAAGAGCGGACGAGGGUUUCAACUUUCGAAUGGAUGAGCGAGUCUUCAAUGAGAUCGACAACAUGUCGAAAAAUAACAAGACCAUCUACCCGGACAACGUGGCAGACACGAGCGCACACGGAGGAGUGCGGGCAGCAAUGGAUGGUCACCGCCAGGCGGCCGUUGGUGGAGAGUCCUCUGCUGGUGGAGAGGGGGGUGAUGGCGUUGACGAAGAUGCGGGUUCAGCGCGGGAGACGGGGUUCAGUGCAGGGAGCACAGACACUUUAGCGAAGAGGAAGAACAUGCGGCAGCAGACCUUCGACGCCAUCACCGAAGUCAUGGACAAACACGGUUCAUUGAUGGCGGACACGGUAGAGGGUGCGAGCAAACGGCAGUGUAGCAUCCUGGAGCGACAGUGUGACAUCCUCGAUCGGGAGGUUGAAGCCCAGAAGCGGCAGUGUGACAUACUGGAGAGGCAUUACACGGCGUCCGAUGAGGCGAACAAGAUGAUGUGCACGGCGUUGAUGGAGAUUGCCAGAGCAAUAAGGGAUAGAUCUUGACGCCGGUGGCGUGAGGUUUGUCAAGCCGUUGAAGUGGAAUCGCCUGCCAUCUGGCCCGUCACGAAA
This is a messenger RNA of Chara braunii, 1969 nucleotides long. NCBI's taxonomy places the organism in Eukaryota, Viridiplantae, Streptophyta, Charophyceae, Charales, Characeae. The record is from the annotation of a GenBank genome assembly.